UUGACUGAAUUGCUUCUGACUGGGACGAAGGUUGAGCAACAAGAUGAGCUUUGGCAGCCAUGUCACCCACAGAACCUGCACUUGACGACACGAGACGCUUGGAAGGCGAAGCCGCCCUCGAACCGACUGCUCGACUUUCGAUGGUUUUUUGGGAAAUGCUCAACGAGCUAGCACUGGAUAGUUUUCGUAUAGUGACGACACUGCUGUUUACUUUGGCCCUAGGACGUCUAGCAGGUAACGAUAGCGAAGAAUUUAUUGAUAUUGUAGAGGGUGACGUUGACCUUGACAAAGGUCGACUGGGAAGUGAAGAUGAGCUAACGUUGUUGUAGUUGCAUUUAACAGUGACCUUCGUUUUCAGCGAGGUCUCCAUGAACAAAAUUCCACGGAAAAGGAUAUAUGGGAU
Serpula lacrymans var. lacrymans S7.9 is the source of this 403-nucleotide messenger RNA. RefSeq lists its product as uncharacterized. Bases 60 to 329 code for a protein of 89 amino acids. The record is from RefSeq and is a predicted model, not a curated record. The transcript has 2 exons. NCBI's taxonomy places the organism in Eukaryota, Fungi, Basidiomycota, Agaricomycetes, Boletales, Serpulaceae.